AUGACUGCGGCCCCAACAUACCAAGAUCUCGCAGCCAAGAAGCGCGCCGAACAGCUAGCUCUUAUCCCUCCGGAAUGGCGCUUUGCCGAGAUACCCUCCGUUGAAUCUACACCAGAUGCACUCCCAUAUAUCCGCAAAUGCCUGACCUCCGCAGAGCUAGCCCUGACAGAAGAAACCGACAUCACCGUUCUCCUCCGAAAAUUAUCAUCCGGCGAAUUAUCCUCCCUAGAAUUGACACGCGCCUUCGCAAAACGCACAUCCCUAGCCCACCAACUUACAACAUGUUGCACAGAGAUCCUCUUCGAAGAAGCCUUCGCAACAGCCGCAAAGAUGGAUGAGCAUCUCAAUAAAACAGGCAAAACCCUCGGUCCACUCCACGGCCUCCCGGUCUCAGUCAAAGAUCUAUUCUCCGUCAAAGGCGUCGAUACUUCAAUCGGAUGGGUUGGUCUAACCAAUAACCCUGCCGCAGCCGAUAAAUCCGUCGCCCGAACCCUCCGCCGCCUCGGCGCCGUUCUAUACGCCAAAACCAACCUCCCUCAAUCAAUGAUGAUGUCCGACUCCUAUAACCAUGUCUUCGGCCAAUGUGUCAAUCCAUUCAAUCGCAAUUUAAUCUCUGGCGGCAGUUCCGGCGGCGAGGGAUCGCUCGUCGCGGCGCGAGGUAGUGCGCUGGGCAUCGGGACUGAUCUGGGUGGCUCGAUUCGCAUUCCUGCUAGUCUAUGUGGACUUUAUGGAUUGUCGCCUAGUCCUGGAAGACACCCUUAUGAGCGGGGAAAUCCCGGCCAGGAUAUCGUGAGGUCUGUCGCUGGACCGAUGAGCUGUAGUCUGGCGACUAUUGAGCGGUAUAUGGAGGCUUUGCCCUCUGCAGCAUCUUGGGAGUUCGAUCAGCAUAUCGCGCCCGUGCCGUGGCGGAAGAGCUUGGCAUCUCUAAGGCCGAAGAGGUUGAAGAUUGCGUUUUUGGUUGAUGAUGGGGUGGUUAAGGUUCAGCCUCCUGUUGAACGGGCGGUUCAGGAGGUUGUUGAUGCGUUGAGAGCGGUUGGGCAUGAAGUUUUCGAGUGGGACGCUUCUUCUCAUGAGUAUGCGUAUGAGCUUUGGGAAAAGGCUAUUUUGUCUGAUGGGGGCGAGGGGGCUAAGAAAAAGAUUGAGAUGACGGGUGAGCCGUUAAUUGAGGGCAUGUUGGUCGGGACGGAGAAGGAUAUUUUGACAACUUCUGAGACUCAUCAACUCAACGCCGAUAAGUACUUGUAUGAGACAGAGUACCUUCACCGCUGGGCUUCUUCCGGUAUCGACGCCAUCAUCAUGCCGAAUUCCCCCUGGGUUGGAUACAAGCCCUGGACUUGGGUUAAGUCAAAUGCAUAUGUCGGGUAUACCAGUAUCUGGAACUUGCUUGGCUAUGCUGCCCUGACUGUGCCUGCUACCUCUGUCUCGAAAGAGAAGGAUUUGCCGAGCAAAAAGUGGCAGGAAUAUAUGCCGCGGAAUGCAGGCGACAAGUUCAAUAAAGAGCAGUGUAAGUCUUUCAUUAUUUUUGGUCAUAAUCGGAGUGCUGAUCAUGCUACAGACGAUGUUGAACUGGUAGAUGGCAUGCCGGUUGGCGUGCAGGUUGUCGGUGGGCGAUUUGGAGAGGAGAAAUGUGUUGCCGUCGCGAAGGCGAUUGAACAGGCUAUGAGGUGGAAGAACGGGGCCACUUCCAGCCUUUAA
Penicillium atrosanguineum is the source of this 1695-nucleotide messenger RNA. RefSeq lists its product as uncharacterized. The transcript is spliced from 5 exons. The record is from RefSeq and is a predicted model, not a curated record. The coding region runs from base 1 to 1695 and encodes 564 amino acids. Lineage: Eukaryota; Fungi; Ascomycota; Eurotiomycetes; Eurotiales; Aspergillaceae.